CGGUCAGCAGACGUCAAAAGUCAAAUCUCGAAGUUCGUUUUCAUUGGUUUCAUGUCACUCUUUUUAUGUCUUUUUUUGUUUGUUAGGAAAUGGACUCCCCCCCCCCUCCCACCACACACACACAGAUUGUUGCAGUCACAAUAUUAUUUGUUCUGGAAGAUUCUUGAACUAAAUCAAUCUAUCGUAUUGAAGAUGUAUUCAUUCAUGUAAUGCAGUCGUGAAUUCAAACUUCCAGGUAACACAAGUACUGACAGUGUGUCUACCCUAAACCUGGUGCUUCACCCAGGCCAGAGAAAGCAGCUCGAUCUCGAUCUACCUGUUCAGUCUGCUGUUGUUAUUUCUGCCGUUUUCACGCGGCCUGCCUACCUUGUGGCACCAACAACCGAGUGAGCUGAGAUUUCCCACCAGUCUGCCCCUGGGACAAGCAGUCAACAGACUGGAGAGCUGGAUAGCGAGUUACGUGUAUAAAGUCAACUGGUAUUCAUUCAGUCACAUGACUGGGUAAACUGACUGCCUGUGAGAUGCACCAUUCAGAAUAAACUGUCCGCGUGGGAGCGACGCCGCUGAUCGUUAAUGUACUUUCCCUCGAAGUAUGGGAGAGAAUCACAUAGGCGUGACUACAUUGAGACUUGUGGAAGGGCUCUGGGGAGACGCUGUGAAUGUGUUUAAUAUUUUAACACCUCUCUGGCCACAACUUUAAUUAAAAAUAAAACUUUAACCCAUGAUGCCCUGACGCGCACAGAUUACCUGUAGCUAAUAGAAUUAGGCCGUCACUUUGCUGUACAUAAAAUUGCGUCAAGUUUUCAAAAGGAUUCACUUUUUUUUAGCUUUCAUUUGGAACACGUUUUAUCGGUAUUUAAGUCAAAGUAUACAUAGAUUAAUGUUUCUCGUAUAAAUCUAUUGGGAUCUAGUGAGCUAGUUCAUUGUGUGGAAUAGAUCGGGCAACAGUGUCACAAAGAAAUGCGUGUAGAUCUAAUCACUGGAUAGCGUUAUUCUUUCAUGCUGUGUUUUCUUCAGCGGAGUAGUUUGUUUUCUUCUUGGAUAAGAGAUUCCUUGACAUGUAAACUUCUGACCAGAUGACCAGCCUUGAAGUCCAGUGUUCAGCCGAUCACAAUGGAUGUAUGGUUUCUGAUGUACGUUGUCUGCAGUGGCACCUUUUACUGUAUCUGUGAGAGUACUACAUCCUACGGAAGUGACCAUGAGUAUCGCUUGGUGCGGGACCUGACCAAAAGUUACAAUAAACAGGUGAAACCAAGUCUCCAUAGCAACCAGGCCUUGAAUAUAUCGUACGGUGUAGCCUUGGCACAAAUCAUAGACCUGGACGAAAAGAAUCAAAUCAUUACAACCAAUUGCUGGAUUAACCAGAUGUGGACAGACCCCAAACUGAGCUGGGAUCCCAGAAAGUACGGCAAUGUAACUGCCAUCAACCUGCCUUAUGACACAGUUUGGUUGCCAGAUAUUGUUUUAUACAACAGCGCACAUAUAACAGACGAGUCUGUGAGUACUAAUGUUAUAGUUGACUACAACGGUACCAUCAUGUGGCUGCAGAUGGUUAUAUUGAAGAGCUCCUGUGAAGUGGAUGUCAAAUAUUUUCCUUUUGACACACAGCACUGUGUCCUGGAGUUUGCCAGCUGGACCUAUGAUUCAAACUCUGUCAAUUUGGUGACGAUUGGCUCCGAGAGUGGUGAUGUGACCAACUACAAGAAUAGCACCGAGUGGGAGCUGGUUAGCUACCUCCAGGAGAGACAGGAAGUCAGUUUCUCCUGCUGCCCAGUUCCUUAUGUUUUCAUCAAGAAUCACAUCCGGAUCAAACGUCGGCCAUUGUUUUAUGUGUUCAACAUGGUCUUCCCUUGUAUUCUCAUCACCAUGGUCGCUCUUUUGGGAUUUUACAUGCCAGCUGACUCGGGCGAGAAGAUUGCCAUGGGCAUCACUACACUGCUCUCCAUGACAGUGUUCCUCAUGAUUGUGGCAGACAAGAUGCCGCCGACGUCAGAGGAUCUCCCUUUAGUAGGUCUUUAUUAUGGCAUCACAAUGACCAUAGUCUCCUGCGCCACUGGGAUGACUGUCUUUGUGCUCAACAUACACCACAAGGGCGCCAGGGGCAGAGAGGUUCCAAGGCUGCUCAAAUGUAUAUUUUUUGGCGUUAUAUCCAGGAUCCUUUUUAUAUCCCUCGACAUUGAGGAGGCUCCUCCGGAGCCCAGAGACGCCAGAGGCCACAAGGGAACCACGAAAGGGAUGCAACCGGUGCCCACCAACGAUUAUUACUCUAGAUACGACAUCGACAGACGGCCGGAGAAUGGUGGGAUUUCUCCCAGAUUUACCCGGAAGUUCACACCAACUCCCUCUACGCCAAGUGGAGACAACACAGAAAGACAAUUUUUACGAGUUUUGCAGAAGGUUUAUCAGACGAUAGAAAAGAAUGAGAUCAGACUAGAGGAUCAGGACAGAAAAGACGCUAUCAAGAUAGAAUGGCAGCAGUUGGCGCUGGUUAUAGACAGACUAUUGCUUGUUAUAUUCGUGGUCUUCACAAUCGCCAUCACACUGGCUCUUAUCUUACCAGGCUACUAUGCCCAGUCGAAGGACAUCGAAUGACCAACCGAAUGACCAACCGAUCCCAGCCUGAAGACUUUCUGACGCGCCAUGAUCUCCUCGAGAACUUGGCCAGGUGUUGUGAACCAGUCCAUUCAUGCGCCGUGUGGAAUACCACUUGCCAACUCUGUUGUGAAACAAUCCAUCCAGAAAUGUUCACUUCUAAUAUUCGACAAUAUUUCAAAAACCACUUGUAUUACAUUUUUUUCACUAGCUCGGUACUAGAUUUGUGAAAGACGGUUUUUUUUAAUAACUGUACAUACUAUAACAGAAAUUAUCAAAAACGUAAAGCUCUGAAUCAAAGAGUGAACUCUUUUAAUUAAACAAUCUUUAUUGACCUAAUAAUUCAUCCGAGCAGUACUUGCUGUUAUUAAAUACUAUAUAAGCUAAUCGCUUGUAAAGUGGAAUCUGAAACAAUGCAGUUCUUUGAAGUACUUCGCACAAUAUUUCCUUGACAGUGCUCUGUAGUUAUGAUCUAUCAUUUAUCUACCAGGAAUGUGACAGUGUGAACACAAUGUCAUCAGACACUACUCUAUGGGAUAAAUGAACCAUCAAGAUACGACAACGAUCUACUGGACUAGAAAGCAUUGUGGGAUUACCUACAACGCAUUUGUACCUUCAAUAGAAGAGUUGGCACCCUUGAUGUAGCCCAACUUGUGAGUUGAAGAGUUAUCCCCCCUGGUAAUCGAGCCAUCUCUGGAAUACAAUGAGGUGCCAUCAAGUGUCUGUGAAAAUAUCCAAAUUAAAAAAAAAAUUGUUGCUACUGUAUUUAAAAUAUUUUUAUUUGACAGUUGCGUUUCUUUCAUUUUGAUCUUUAACCAAGUUUGUUUUUGUUUUUUUACUGUAAGCACAACUGAUGAAUUUUGCGUAGACUGUAGAUACUAUGUGUAUAUUCAGAGAAUUUUCAAAUUGUGUAUAUAUAUGCGUAAAAAAAGCAGUUUUACUGUACAGCUGUGUUUGACUGUGAACGAUUUGUGUCUAAGUUCCUUGUUCUGUUUAACGAUCCUGACUGGUUCAGUGAGCAAUCCACUAACAUCUUUCUAUUUGAGUAUGAGUUCGGUAUAACUGAUUUGCUUCUAACUGGAACAUCUUUCAAUGUGUACUAGUGAUUAAUGAAUAAUAAAAAUAAAACAACUAUCUUCUA
Messenger RNA from Biomphalaria glabrata, 3733 nucleotides. RefSeq names its product neuronal acetylcholine receptor subunit alpha-10-like. The coding region runs from base 1114 to 2592 and encodes 492 amino acids. Gene Ontology annotation, molecular function: transmembrane signaling receptor activity; acetylcholine-gated monoatomic cation-selective channel activity. Gene Ontology annotation, cellular component: postsynaptic membrane; neuron projection; synapse. Gene Ontology annotation, biological process: signal transduction; nervous system process; regulation of membrane potential. The record is from RefSeq and is a predicted model, not a curated record. Lineage: Eukaryota; Metazoa; Mollusca; Gastropoda; Planorbidae. The transcript has 12 exons.